AUGAAGUGGUUAAUUCUUGCUUUGGUGUGCCUUCACCUCUGUGAGGGUGAAGUUUUCAAAGUUCCUCUAAAAAGAUUCAAGUCUAUGCGGGAGGUGAUGAAGGAAAAGGGAGUUCUUGAUGAUUACCUGAAGAAUCACCAUUAUGACCCAGCCAGCAAGUACACGAAUGGUUUUGCCACUGCCAGUGAGCCCUUGGCUAAUUAUAUGGAUAUGUCCUAUUAUGGUCAAAUCAGUAUUGGAACGCCAGCCCAGAACUUCUUGGUUCUCUUUGACACUGGGUCAUCCAAUCUCUGGGUGCCUUCCGUCUACUGCCAGAGUGAGGCUUGCACAAACCAUCCAUUAUUCAACCCCAGUGACUCUUCUACCUAUUCCACCAACGACCAAACCUUCUCUUUGCAGUAUGGGACAGGGAGUCUCACUGGGAUCUUUGGUUACGAUACUGUAACUAUCCAAGGGGUUUCCAUUACCAAUCAGGAAUUUGGCCUGAGUGAGACUGAGCCUGGUACCAACUUUGUCUAUGCCCAAUUUGAUGGCAUUUUGGGUCUAGCUUACCCCGCCAUCUCCGCAGGUAGUGCUACCACCGUCAUGCAGGGGAUGAUUCAGGAGAACCUUCUCGAUGCUCCCCUUUUUGGCUUCUAUCUCAAGGGGUCUGAAGGUGGGGAACUUGUUUUUGGAGGAGUUAAUUCCAACCUAUACUCUGGUCAGAUUGUCUGGACUCCAGUCACUGAAGAAGCUUAUUGGCAAAUUGGCAUUCAAAGCUUCUACAUUGGCAAUGAGAUCACUGACUGGUGCAGCCAAGGAUGCCAAGCAAUUGUGGAUACUGGAACAUCACUCCUCACUGCCCCACAGCAGGUCUUUGCAGAGCUGAUGCAAUAUAUUGGAGCUCAGGAGAGUAAUGGCGAGUAUCUGGUCAGUUGCAGCAACAUUCAGAGCAUGCCCACCAUCACUUUUGUCAUCAAUGGAAACAGUUUCCCUCUGACUCCUUCUGCCUACGUUCUGCAGAGCAACAGUGGCUACUGCACUAUUGGCAUCAUGCCCACCUACUUGCCGUCCACAAAUGGGCAGCCUUUGUGGAUUCUUGGUGAUGUCUUCCUUAGGUCCUAUUACUCUGUCUAUGAUCUUGGAAACAACCAGGUUGGCUUUGCACCAGUAGCAUAA
This is a messenger RNA of Pogona vitticeps (central bearded dragon), 1158 nucleotides long. The record is from RefSeq and is a predicted model, not a curated record. Lineage: Eukaryota; Metazoa; Chordata; Lepidosauria; Squamata; Agamidae.